Miscanthus lutarioriparius is the source of this 2595-nucleotide messenger RNA. The record is from the annotation of a GenBank genome assembly. Lineage: Eukaryota; Viridiplantae; Streptophyta; Magnoliopsida; Poales; Poaceae.
AUGCUGAGCGGGAUCAUCGAUGGGCUGACGGGGGAGAACAAGCAGGCGCGGCUCAAGGGCACGGUGGUGCUGAUGCGCAAGAACGUGCUCGGCCUCAACGACUUCGGCGCCACCGUCAUCGACAGCAUCAGCGAGUUCCUCGGCAAGGGGGUCACCUGCCAGCUCAUCAGCUCCACCCUCGUCGACGCCAACAACGGCAACCGCGGGCGGGUCGGCGCGGAGGCGAACCUGGAGCAGUGGCUGACGAGCCUGCCGUCGCUGACCACCGGCGAGUCCAAGUUCGGCGUGACGUUCGACUGGGAGGUGGAGAAGCUGGGCGUGCCGGGGGCGGUCAUCGUCAAGAACCACCACACCGCCGAGUUCUUCCUCAAGACCAUCACCCUCGACGACGUCACCGGCCGCGGCACCGUCACCUUCGUCGCCAACUCAUGGGUCUACCCCGUGGGCAAGUACCGCUACAACCGCGUCUUCUUCUCCAACGAUACGUACCUGCCGAGCCAGAUGCCGGCGGCGCUGAAGCCCUACCGCGACGACGAGCUCCGCAACCUCCGCGGCGACGACCAGCAGGGCCCCUACCAGGAGCACGACCGCGUGUACCGCUACGACGUCUACAACGACCUCGGCGAGCCUGACGGCGGCAACCCGCGCCCCAUCCUCGGCGGCUCCGCCGACCACCCCUACCCGCGCCGCUGCCGCACGGGCCGCAAGCCCACCAACACCGACCCCAACUCGGAGAGCCGGCUGUCGCUGGUGGAGCAGAUCUACGUGCCACGGGACGAGCGGUUCGGCCACCUCAAGAUGUCCGACUUCCUGGGCUACUCCAUCAAGGCGAUCACGCAGGGGAUCAUCCCGGCGGUGCGCACUUACGUGGACACCAGCCCCGGCGAGUUCGACUCCUUCCAGGACAUCAUCAACCUGUACGAGGGCGGGAUCAAGCUGCCCAAGAUCCAGGCGGUUCGGGACAUGCGCAAGCUCUUCCCGCUCCAGCUCGUCAAGGACCUCCUCCCCGCCGGCGGCGACUACCUGCUCAAGCUCCCCAUCCCUGAGAUCAUCAAAGAGGACAAGAGUGCGUGGAGGACCGACGAGGAGUUCGCGCGGGAGGUGCUCGCCGGCGUCAACCCGAUGGUGAUCACGCGCCUCACGGAGUUCCCGCCGAAGAGCACGCUGGAUCCCAGCAAGUACGGCGACCACACCAGCACGAUCACGGCGGAGCACAUCGAGAAGAACCUGGAGGGCCUCACGGUGCAGCAGGCGCUGGACGGCAACAGGCUCUACAUCCUGGACCACCACGACCGGUUCAUGCCGUUCCUGAUCGACGUCAACAACCUGGAGGGCAACUUCAUCUACGCCACCAGGACGCUCUUCUUCCUGCGCGGCGACGGCAGGCUAGCGCCGCUCGCCAUCGAGCUCAGCGAGCCGUACAUCGACGGAGGCCUCACCAAGGCCAAGAGCAAGGUCUACACUCCGGCGUCCAGCGGCGUCGACGCCUGGGUGUGGCAGCUCGCCAAGGCCUAUGUCGCCGUCAACGACUCCGGCUGGCACCAACUGAUCAGCCACUGGCUGAACACGCACGCGGUGAUGGAGCCGUUCGUGAUCGCGACGAACCGGCAGCUGAGCGUGACGCACCCGGUGCACAAGCUCCUGCACCCGCACUUCCGCGACACCAUGACCAUCAACGCGCUGGCGCGGCAGACACUCAUCAACGGCGGCGGCAUCUUCGAGAUGACCGUCUUCCCGGCCAAGUACGCGCUGGCCAUGUCCUCCGCGGUGUACAAGAGCUGGAACUUCACGGAGCAGGGCCUCCCCGCCGACCUCGUCAAGCGGGGCGUGGCGGUGGCGGACCCGUCGAGCCCCUACAAGGUGCGGCUGCUGAUCCAGGACUACCCGUACGCGAGCGACGGGCUGGCGAUCUGGCACGCCAUCGAGCAGUGGGUGGGCGAGUACCUGGCCAUCUACUACCCCGACGACGGCGCGCUGCGGGGCGACGAGGAGCUGCAGGCGUGGUGGAAGGAGGUGCGCGAGGUCGGGCACGGCGACCUCAAGGACGCGCCCUGGUGGCCCGAGAUGCAGGCUGUGUCGGAGCUCGCCAGCGCCUGCACCACCAUCAUCUGGAUCGCGUCGGCGCUGCACGCCGCCGUGAACUUCGGCCAGUACCCGUACGCGGGGUACCUCCCGAACCGCCCCACCGUGAGCCGGCGCCGGAUGCCGGAGCCGGGCAGCAAGGAGUACGAGGAGCUGGAGCGCGACCCGGAGCGCGGCUUCAUCCACACCAUCACGAGCCAGAUCCAGACCAUCAUCGGCAUCUCGCUCAUCGAGAUCCUCUCCAAGCACUCCUCCGACGAGGUGUACCUCGGGCAGCGCGACACCCCCGAGUGGACCUCCGACGCCCGGGCGCAGGCGGCGUUCAAGCGGUUCAGCGACGCGCUGGUCGAGAUCGAGGGCAAGGUGGUGGGCGAGAACCGUGACACACAGCUGAAGAACAGGAACGGGCCCGCCGAGUUCCCCUACAUGCUGCUGUACCCCAACACCUCUGACCACAGUGGCGCCGCCGCCGGGCUCACCGCCAAGGGCAUUCCCAACAGCAUCUCCAUCUGA